Messenger RNA from Cololabis saira (Pacific saury), 1293 nucleotides. Its product is annotated as cyclin-dependent kinase 15-like. The transcript is spliced from 14 exons. Lineage: Eukaryota; Metazoa; Chordata; Actinopteri; Beloniformes; Belonidae. The record is from RefSeq and is a predicted model, not a curated record. The coding region runs from base 1 to 1293 and encodes 430 amino acids. Gene Ontology annotation, molecular function: cyclin binding; cyclin-dependent protein serine/threonine kinase activity; ATP binding. Gene Ontology annotation, biological process: protein phosphorylation. Gene Ontology annotation, cellular component: cytoplasm; nucleus; cytosol.
AUGAGGAAGAGGAGGAAGAGGAGGAAGAGGAUCAGAGAUGGAGGUCUGGACCUGGACCACCAGGAGACCAGCCUGAAGAUCAGCAGCAGCUGGGCCUCGCUGCCCCCCGACCAGGACCAGGACGGUCCGGACCGGUCCGGCUCCAAGUCCAGCCCGUACUGGUUCCACACCCUGCAGACCCGGCGGUUCAAGGUCCAGAGAGGACGCAGCAACAGCGACCCCCUGAGGGGAAACCCGGCGCAGGACGCCUUCACCUGGAGACCCGGUCUGGAGUUCGGAGCCGCCCGGUCCUACCUGAGUCUGGAGAAGCUCGGGGAGGGAGCCUUCGCCUCCGUCUACAAGGGAAUCAGCAGGAUAAACGGGCAGCUGGUGGCGCUGAAGCAGAUCCGCAUGAAGACGGAGGAGGGCGUCCCGUUCACCGCCAUCAGAGAAGCCUCUCUGCUCAAGCGCCUGAAACACGCCAACAUCGUCCUGCUGCACGACAUCGUCCACACCAGAGAGACGCUCACCUUCGUCUUCGAAUACGUGCAAACAGACCUGGCCCAGUACAUGAUCCAGCACCCUGGGGGGCUGCACUCCCACAACGUCCGGAUCUUCAUGUUCCAGCUGCUGCGAGGUCUCACCUACAUCCACAGCCGCAGGAUCCUCCACCGAGACCUGAAGCCCCAGAACCUGCUCAUCAGCUACCUGGGGGAGCUCAAGCUGGCCGACUUCGGUCUGGCCCGGUCCAAGUCCGUCCCCAGCCAGUCCUUCUCGUCGGAGGUGGUGACGCUGUGGUAUCGCCCCCCCGACGUCCUGCUGGGCUCCACGGAUUACUCCACGGCGCUGGACAUCUGGGGGACGGGCUGCAUCUUCGUGGAGAUGCUGCAGGGGGCGCCAGCGUUCCCAGGAGUCUCCGACGAGCUGGAGCAGCUGCACAAGAUCUGGGCGGUUCUGGGCGUCCCGUCUGAAGACACAUGGCCCGGAGUCAGUCAGCUGCCCAGUUACAGACCAGAACGGUUUCGUCACUCUGAGCCGAAGCAGUUCAGGACGGUUUGGAAAAGGUUAGAGACGCUGCCCUACAGGACGGAGGACCUGGUCCAGCAGAUGCUCCAGCUGGUUCCGGGGAGCCGGGUCUCGGCCCAGCAGGCCCUGGAGCACCAGUACUUCAGAUCCCUCCCUGCUCCCAUCAUGCACCUCCGGGACACCGUCUCCAUCUUCAAGGUCCCCGGAGUUCAUUUAGAGACGGAGGUCAGAGACACUUUGACCAUUGGGAGGAAGAUUAAACCAUCUCUGCUGCUCAGGGACUGGUGA